This is a messenger RNA of Ylistrum balloti, 5446 nucleotides long. RefSeq names its product amine oxidase [flavin-containing] B-like. The transcript has 14 exons. NCBI's taxonomy places the organism in Eukaryota, Metazoa, Mollusca, Bivalvia, Pectinida, Pectinidae. Gene Ontology annotation, molecular function: oxidoreductase activity. The coding region runs from base 1 to 1566 and encodes 521 amino acids. The record is from RefSeq and is a predicted model, not a curated record.
AUGGCCGGCUCGGAGGUCGAUGUCGUAGUGAUAGGUGCAGGAUUGAGUGGACUUUAUGCUGCCAAGAUUCUCGAAGAAAAUGGGCUGACAGUGAGCGUUGUGGAAGCUAGAGAUCGCGUCGGAGGACGAACCUGCACCAUAAAGGGAGACAACAAUGGCUAUACUGAUGUAGGUGCAGCAUAUGUCGGCCCGACACAAGACAUUGUCAAAAACCUCGCCAAAGAGCUAGGACUAGAACUUACCAAUGUAUAUGAAGUAGGAAAAACAAUCAUGAACUAUAAGAGUAUUUGGGCAACAUUUGGUGGGGUUGUUCCUCCUUAUUGGAAUCCGUUCAAACUAUUGGACCUGAACAAUAUCAUCAGGACAAUAGACCGCAUGGCUAAACAGGUGCCCCGAAAUGCUCCGUGGAUGGCCCAGAAAGCUGCUGAAUGGGACAGCAUGACAGUAAAGGAAUUCAUUGACAGAAAUUGUUGGACAAAUGCUGCAUCAGAUAUCCUACUGUUUGUUCGAUCGACGCUGACAUCCGAGCCGCAUGAAGUCUCUUUCCUCUUCUUCCUGUGGUUUGUUCAUUCUGGAGGAGGUGUGAUGAGAUUAGCAUCUGUCAAGGAUGGAGCACAAGAACAGAAGAUUAUUGGCGGAACACAACAGUUAUCAGAAGGCAUGACCAAAAAGCUAAAAGGCACCGUCCAUCUGUCCUGUCCAGUGGUCAGUGUUGACCAAACCAAGGAAAAAGUGCUGGUCAAAGAUGUUCAUGGACAUGAAUACCAGGGAAAAUAUGUGGUGAGCUCAGUUCCUCACGCGUUGUUGAACAGAAUCACUUUCUAUCCACCUCUCCCUGACCUCAAGCUUCAACUCAUACAGAGGAUGCCCAUGGGAUCCAUCAUCAAGACAUUCAUGUUUUACGACAAACCUUUCUGGAGGGAACAAAAUUACAAUGGAAUGAUAACAUCAGAUUUUGGACCUGUAGCAUUCUGUCUGGAUGACACAAAACCUGACGGAUCUCAUCCAUGCAUUAUGGGAUUUGUGUUGGCAGACAAAUCUCGAGAUCUUGUGGAAAUGUCGGAGUCGGAAAGAAAGAACAUUUUGUGCCAGUAUUAUGCAAAAGCCUUCAAAAUGGAUGUAUUCUUACAGCCCAUUGACUACAUUGAGAAGAACUGGAUGGCGGAGGAAUUCUCCGGAGGAUGUUAUUUGGGAGUAAUGCCUCCUGGAGUACUUACAAAGUAUGGCAGAAUGCUGCGGAAACCUCUAGGUCAUGUCCAUUUUGCUGGGACAGAAACAGCUACCGAGUGGAUGGGGUACAUGGAUGGAGCUCUUCAAUCUGGUGAACGGGCAGCUCGUGAGAUUUUAGACAAACUUGCCAUACAAUGGUCAGAGACAGGGAUUUCCAGCACGAUGAAGACUAUUACAGCCCCAUCAUUGUCCAAAAGAUUUCUGCCGUCAAUCAACGCCAUUUUGUAUGUGUCUACAGGUGUAGCCUUCGGCUACCUGGCUUACCUCAUCUACCCAAUGUUCUUUGGAUGGCGUUGGAAAGUCACCUCAUAUGCCUUUGAUAAGAUGUUUAGUUAAAAGAUGGAAUUGUGAUCAUUUUAAUUGAUGUUUACUUAAAGACAAUUCUCCAGGGUCAUUGAACCAUAACACAUUUGUCUAACAAUAAGCCCAGGGGACAAACGUAAUAAAAAGUCUGACUCAGUUGGUGGACUAACAGCUAUUCCACCCCUGGAUACCAGGUUUUGAUUGAUAAUUUGGUGGACACUACACUAUGCCACCCCUGGGUACCAGAUGGCCAAGUGAGCAAUUGGCAUACCUCAGUAUCCAUUGUCUGUGCGUCCAUUUAUCCAUCGUCCGUCCGUUAACUUUUUCGACAAUAUGCUACUAGUCGUGAACAACUCUGCCAUUUUUGACCAUAUCUUGUGCAUUAUUGGGGGAAGGGAACAAAAUUGUGUAAGCGAUUGGUCUUGACCCCUUGAGGCGGAAGGGGCGGGACCCAAUAGUAGAAAUAGAGCAAGUUCGUUAAAAUCCUACUUCUAAUGAAGGAAUGAUCAGAUUUUGCCCAAAUUUUGGUGUGGAGCAUUCUUGGAUGAUGGGUUAUCAAUUUUUUAUGAAUAUUGGGUUUCAGCCCCCUUGAACUGAAGGGGCUUGGCCCAAUAGGGCAAAUUGUCCAUAUUAGAUCUGAAGAAAAUUUUAUGUUUGGCCACAGGAUGUGGACCCAAUAGGGAAAUUAUUUUAGCAAUAGUUUGUCAUAUUUGAAAUUCUUUGUAAAAUGGCUGAAUACUUUAAUUAGCCAGUGGAGUGAUGCAGGCCCCUUUGGCCUCUUUGUCCAGUUCAUGAUGUUAUGCAAAUUUCAUAGGAAAUUAUAAUUAAUUUCUGACAUACAGCCAAAGAUAUCAUUAUUAUUGCAUUCUUAACGGCCUAUCAACACAUAAAAGGUCAUUAGGGCCAUCAACGGGUGAAAUCACUCCACGUUUUAUACACUCGUGAAAUAUACACAAAAAUGCUAUGUGGAAGAAUUGAUUGGAUAACAAGCAGAUGUGAUAAAUCAAUACAGUAUUUAAUCGGUGAUAUUGUCCACUAUAUUCUGUUUUCUGUUAUGUGCAAUUUGUGUACGAUGCUAAGAAAUAUAUCUUUAAAUACUCCAUCACACUGCAAGUUAGACCGUAACAGUAUGUAUACAUAUAUUGGUGAGGAGCUUUAAGGCUUCAUGUGUAAAUCAAUGGAUUUUUCAUCUGUAGUGUAGAUUGACAUUUUCAUCCUAGAAAUAUUGAAGGAGUCAUGACUGGACAGUCUAUGGAGUCGUACAACACUGAAACUGCUAAGUGUUCUGUUGGCUUCAUUCCUCCGGGAAGUUCGACCGAACUUCACGUACACAUUUAUAAAGGACCAUGAUAUCUCAGACUAGCUCGAGUUUGAGGGUUACUGUUACCAUAUUUAGAAAAUCUAUGUCGCUCUUGUGGUGUCAUUCCUCGAGGGAUAUCAUACAAACACGCAAUACAUAAAGAACAAGUUGGAGGAGCAUCCUCAGGGAAAGAGUAAUUUCAGUACAGAUAUUGACCAUCUGGGUUUUUUUCACAAAGCAACGGUGUAAACAAUGCAGUAAUUGUUUUUAGAAUAGAUGCAAUGACUUUUCUUUAUUCUAAAGCUUGCUGUUACCAAAAAAUAGCUUUAUUAUCAUGACUUUGGGAAAAUUUUAACGUGGUCCUUGAUGCCAAAAUAAAAGCCUGGGACAGGUUUGUGUUAUUGUAUUAUCAAAUUGUAUCCACACAUGUUGUGGGUCAGAGAUAUAUUGCAGGCAAUAAGGUUGUUCAUUUGAAUAUCUUGACUCUAGGCUCAUGGUUAUUGAGAAGAAGUUUGCUCAUUUACAAAGCUGAUAAAAGACAGAUGACAGAAUUUCCAACAAGAUGUCAGCUUAAUUGCCUUUUUGUGUAUUGUGGGUAUUUUUGCCGUCUUUUUGCUGACCAUUUCUGGGGGUUGCAUUGUUUUGUUGUAGAAGUUUGUUAACAUUGAUAUGUAUGAACAUAUGUUUAAAGCCACAUCAAUUUCAAAAGUAGUUCUUUUGGAAAUUUUGAAAAAAUUAAGAUGAGAGGGUGGAUUUUUCAUUGAAUUUUAUUUCUUUUCUAGUUUUGGUCAAUUUCAGUACAAUCAGAAGUAGACUUUACCAACCCAUUGAUUUACUGCCUGGUACACACAGUUGAUAUUUACAAUGGAUUUGCUUCUGGGUGAUAUUCUUUGUACUGGGAACAUUCAAACACACAUUUUAAUUCUUGCAUAUGGUAAAUAUUUUGCUUGAAAAUGAUACCUAUUUUUCUCUGUACAGUGUUUGUAUGGUGUUUCAAAGUACUGGUAGUUCACACCAGGUAAAUUCAAUUAUUGUUGGAAUUUAUAAGUUGAUUAGUAAAACAAAACAAAAAAACUCCAAAGUAACAUAUGGCAUGAAAAAUAAAUUCAUGAAUUCACUUUAAAUACUUAAUUUAUUCAAAACCAUAUCAGCUGGUAAAAUUUGGACCCUAUAUAGCAAGCAUGGGAACAAGACAUUCCUUAGGACUUCAGUCAUGUUAGCAUAGCAUAUGUAUAACCAAUUUCUAAACUAUUCAUGUUGUUUUGUAUAUCAUUAUCAAAAGACAGGAUAAAAAGAAGAGACAAAGAAAGAAAUUGACCACAAACCCGUGAUAAGUAGUUUAUACAGCUCCAUGUCAAUUUACACUUGUAACAAGUGACAAGAAAAUACCAACAUGUCAACAUAAUUCAAACUCAAAUUCAAUAAAACUGGGAGAAAAUAUGAACAAAAGAAUGAUUUACACAGAGACUCCUGAAAACGUACAAGGAGAAUAAGACCAGGUGUUCCAGAAGAGUAAGCAUCUUCUGCUUCAUUGACAACACCCACCUAGUAAACCUAGGUCAGUUUGAUUUGUGUUCACUUUCCUGGCAAUUCAAGUAUCUAUGCAUCUAAAAGUUGCGAUGUGUAAACUUAAAAUCAAACAAGGAAAAAUUCAACAAUUUUGAUAUUUUUUGAGGAGCAGUUAUUUCUUUUUUUUCUUUUCGUUUUUUCUCACAGCAGUAAUUCCCUAAGGACUAUUUUUCAAAUUGAUGUGGCUUAAUGCAAAGAUUGAUGCUUUUGUGUAUUUGAUUUUUGAUAAAAAAAAUACAUAUUGAAUAUCUUUAUUGUUUCUGUUUACUUUAAUGAUACUUUGUAAAUAUAUAUUUUUAAAGAGAUCUUUUUUAUUUUGCUACAUUGGUGUUUUAAUGGGAUUGAAGACUGAAGACUCAGCAUUACAAUUACAACCACACAGAAAACUACAAACUUUCAUCUUUACAAGACUACAUAGACAGGUGAAAAGUUGGAAUGAUAGUGUAAUGAUACAUGACCUCAAAACAAAUCUGUUUUGGUGUUUUACAAAGAAAUGGUCUAUACGACCUCAGAUUUUGUUGUCCGAUUCUGAAAUCAAAAUUUAUACUUAACACAAUUUUAUUGAUGUCACUAGUCCAUUUUUUUAUCUCAUUUGAAAGCAACAUUCCUUUGUUAUGUAUUAUCCAUUGGUCAAAAAUACAUAGGAUUUUCUUAAUGAAAACUUGUUGGGUUGUCAAAUACAUUGUAUCAUAAUCCCUUAUCAUAUAUGAUGCAAGCUGGUCCUCUCACCAUAUCUUGGAUACCCUUGGCUUGAAUAAGAUGUUGCGGUCUGCUGGGUUUUGAUAACAUUCUGAUUUGGUAUUGUAACUUUGUCAGUCAGGUUACAAUUCCGUCCAUGCUUGUCUCCUGUCGGACACUACAACACAGGAAAGACCAUAUAACUUUCGUAUCUGUCUGUUCUUUGAUAAAAAUAUUUUGUAAAACUUAAAAUUAGUUUUUUUUUGUCUUUUUUUUUUUUUAAAUUUACUUUCGUAUUUUUGAAGCCAAUCAAACCAGAAUCAUCUUUUUCUAAUUCACAAAUUCUCUUUCAUAUUCAACUUUCAU